ACAUUUGUUUUUUUAAAAACUUUUUAUUGAUAUUACAAACUCUCUCUAUUGGCAAUCACUCCAUAGCCGGUCGCCGAUUGUCAUCGUCGGCGGUAAAGUCCUUCGCGGACAACAACAACAACAACGUAAGACGAGAAACCUAUUGUCAACAACUUAUUCAACGCCGAAACAGUCAUACGAUUGCCAGGACAUCACUAGCAGUUGAUCCACACAGAAAGCAUACAUUAGAUUUAUCAUUAUCAUCGACAACAACAACAAUGUCUCGCUUGAUUACCGUUGCCGCCACCGCUGACGCAUCAUUACCAUCAAAGCCGUCGGCCGCCAACUAUACAACAAUUGCCAUCGAAGGUAACAUCGGUUCGGGAAAGACAACAUUCCUGCGACAUCUUCAGGAGUUCAAUGCCCAGACUGUACGACACGUSGAAGCGUUUGCCGAACCGAUCAAYCAGUGGCGUGACAUACGUGGUAUCAAUUUGUUUCAGUUGCUUCACGAAGACAUCAAUCGCUGGUGUUUUCCAUUUCAAUCGUACGUACAGUUGUCGAUGUUGGCCGUACACCAGRCACUGCCCACUCGGCCCGAAGUGACCAUCAAACUAAUGGAACGGUCGCUAUAUUCGGCUCGUUAUUGUUUUGUCGAAAAUCUCUAUCGACGCCAAUGUAUGCGUCCGGAAGAGUACGCUAUUAUUGACGAAUGGUUUCAAUAUCUGGUCAAAAACGAAGAACGAGUUGGCGUUGAUCUCAUUAUCUAUUUGAAGACCGACCCGGAGGUGGCCUUCGAGCGCAUUCGUAAGCGAAAUCGGGUCGAAGAGAAGGGRCUGACCAUUGAUUACUUGCGCGACUUGCAUGACCUACACGAACAAUGGCUGGGCGCCGGACAACUUAGCGAUAACAAGUUUGCCGUACCGGCACCGGUGAUCACCAUCGAUGCCAAUCAACAGUUGGAUGUGGUCAAGAAGCUAUAUGAUAGCCAUUCGGCCGACAUUAUCAAUGGCACUGUCUUUAGAAGCGAACCGGAAACCGGUUCCCAAUGUGUGUAAUCAAAUCAAUACGAUAUUUAUUAGUCAUUAUUAUUAUUAUUAUUAUUAUU
Molecule: messenger RNA, 1087 nt
Organism: Oppia nitens
Lineage: Eukaryota; Metazoa; Arthropoda; Arachnida; Sarcoptiformes; Oppiidae
Product: deoxynucleoside kinase-like
Exons: 2
Coding region: 258-1037 (259 amino acids)
Cellular component (GO): mitochondrion; cytoplasm
Molecular function (GO): deoxynucleoside kinase activity
Source: RefSeq, a predicted model, not a curated record